CAACUUUAGAGUGGCACGGGUUUCUCUAGAUAUUAUUUUAUCAAUAUUUAUACUUAUCUUAUUAGCAUAUUUAUUUGUUUUAGUACUAGAAUUAACUAAAAUGUCGGGUAUAUGGGAUACACUUGAUUACAUAGCUCGAAAAAAGGAAAUUGCUUUGGAUAAAGAAAAUUUAUUAUCAAGUGAAAAAUUUGAGAAGACAAAACAUAGUUUACGAGAAACAGAUAGUGUUAAAGAAGAGAGUUUAGUUCAAUUUAGAAAUUGGAUUCAACAAAACCGAGAUAUUCAAAACUGUAUAUUAGAUGAUAGUUUCCUGUUAAGGUUUCUUCGGGUCAAAAAACACAGUCUUCCAAUGGCACAACAGACUCUUUUAAAAUACCUUAACUUUAGGCAAAAAUUCAGUCAUGUGUUGUGUAAUUUGGAUUAUAAAGAAGAAAAAACCAGUGAAUUAAUUGACGCUGGAUACAUAGUUGUUAGUCCUUUUAGAGAUAGAGAUGGCAGAAGAGUCAUUUUUUAUAAUUUUAGACUGGUAGAUCUUCAAAAAAUGUCAAGUUUAGAUGUGCAAAGAGCCGACGCAAUUACUUUUGAGGCUCUAGUAGACAAUGAAGAAACCCAAGUUAUGGGUGUUACACAUGUUGUAUGUGCACAAGGAGCUGGAGCUUCGUAUGUACCGUUGUUUACUGCAAAUGAAUUUGGUUAUUUGAUCAAAUGGGGCGAGCAAUCUUUUCCAAUGAGGCAUAGACUGAUAUAUCUUACUCACAUCUCACCAUUUAUUAGACGUAUUUAUGAAAUUGUAAAAGGUUUAAUAAGUCCCAAAUUAAGAUCACGAGUUCAUUUUGAUGAUAAUGCUGAAAAAAUCAAAAAAGAUCUAGGCACCCAGUGUCUACCUAAAGAGAUGGGAGGUGUUGUACCUUUACAAGAAAUGGUGGAACUAUUUAAAGAAGAACUGGAAGCCAAAAGAGAACGGAUUCUUUCGUAUGAUAACAUAAAACUGCUCAGUGAUCGAGGAAUAAUAAGGAGAAAAAACCCCGCCAUGGACAAUAAUGAAACUGGUAGUGUGAAUGGUAGUUUUCGUAAAUUAAAUAUUGAUUAG
Diabrotica balteata is the source of this 1090-nucleotide messenger RNA. Lineage: Eukaryota; Metazoa; Arthropoda; Insecta; Coleoptera; Chrysomelidae. The record is from the annotation of a GenBank genome assembly.